Messenger RNA from Durusdinium trenchii, 812 nucleotides. The record is from the annotation of a GenBank genome assembly. NCBI's taxonomy places the organism in Eukaryota, Dinophyceae, Suessiales, Symbiodiniaceae.
AGGUUGGCGGCAAGCUGGAUAGCAGCAUGUUUUGGUAUGACUUCAUCUAUGAGGGCGAGAGGGAAGGGCAAUGGACUCCGUGGUUGACUUUUGCUCUCGUCGUGCCAACUGUGGACUCCAUUCGUUUGACGCACACGUUCUCCACGCUCCUCUUGAAGGACGAGCAUGUCAUUGUUGCUGGAGAGACUGGCACUGGAAAGUCCGUUUACUUGUCGUUGUGGUUGCAGAAGGAUGCUCUAGAAUCCAUCAUCCCGCUCUCUAUCAAUUUCUCCGCUCAGACACAUGUGAACCAACUGCAGGAUCUGUUGAAUUCGAAGUUUGAGAAGAGGCGACAUGGUGUUUACGGGCCACCUGCUGGCGAGAAGAAUGUCAUUUUCAUCGAUGAUCUGAACACGCCAAAGAAGGAGUACUACGGUGCUCAGCCACCCAUCGAGCUAAGCAGGCAGUGGAUGGAUUACAAUGGCUGGACACCAGACCACCAACACCCCAACCAUAAGGAAGAUCGACGGAUGUGAAUUUGUCAGCUCGGGCAAAACCUCAAAUGAAGGCUUUGGAUGGCCAUGAAUUACGUGACCACCAUGGAGAUUUCUCCUGUGAAGUUGAACCUUGAAGCUGAAGAACACUGUCCUGACACAGUUUCUUUGGCUUCCAUGGUGCCAUUCUGGGACAGCUCUGCCCUGCUUGAAAGGUCUUUUCUCACACAGACCAUCCAAGUUGAUUCGUGUAAGCUUCCAGGUCGAUGGUUCGUCAAACGUUGAAUGUCUCCAUCUAUCCUCAGAUCAGUUGAGCAUUCUCAAACCACUGUAACCGUU